CUCCUUUGAGCUCUUGCCAGACCGUCGGUGUGAGUGGAGUGUAGUUGAGAUUUUUGGGAGGCUGAGGUACUGGGACGUGCAUUAUUUUUUUGGAGCAGAACCGAGCGCGAGUCCACGUUUGGGAAAAUCCGCAACACACUUAUCUUUGGAGAUUUAAACAGAUUGACCCAUCACCAUGACAACAGAAGCGGGCUCUGAGACAGAGGUGAAGGAGAAAGCAGAGGAGUCAGCUGCUCAGCCGGACCAAUCGGAGACGGCCAAGCCAGAGAGCCAGGAAGUAGCAAACGUUGAGGGAGGGGAGAAGGAGAAGGGGAAGGAGAAGGAAAAAGAGGGCAAAGAAGGCAAAGGGAUAACUCGAUACCUGCCAACAUGGUUUAAGAAACAGAAAUCUCAGACAUCUCCAACAAAGGAGGUCCCAGCAACAGAGGAACCCGUCAGCAAGGGGGUAGAGGGAGAGGAGGAGCCUGCCCCGGAGGUGAACGGCCACGCCGAGGAAGUGGAAGAGAAAGAGGAAGUGAAGUCGGAGGAAGUCAAGGAAGCAACGCAGCCUGAAUCUGACUCCAACGCCAGUGCAGACACUGAGCCGGCAAAGGAAGAGAAGGUGGAAGACGCCACUGCAAAAAGUCCGGAGAAGACCAAAGACACUGCAGUCGGAGAAGGAGCAGAGGAGGAGAAGAAGAAGGAGCCAGAAGGACACGUGGAGGCUGAAACAGACGGAGGAGAAAGCCAGACUUCGAUUUUCCAGUCUCCUCUUCGCCUGGUGAGGAAGAAUAAGAUGAAGGUGGUGGUGUGUCACGUCACCCUCCUGGAUGGGACUGACUUCACCUGUGAGGUGGAGCAGAAACGAGCCAAGGGGCAGUACUUGUUCUUCAAGGUGUGUGAGCACCUAAAUCUGUUGGAGAAGGACUACUUUGGCCUGACGUACAAGGACAACCAUGAUGAGAAGUGUUGGUUGGAUCCCACAAAGGAGAUCAAGAGACAGAUUCGCAGUAACAACUGGCAGUUUGCAUUCGGUGUCAAGUUUUACCCUCCUGACCCAUCGCAGCUCACCGAGGACAUCACAAGGUACCUUUUGUGUCUGCAGCUGCGGGAGGAUGUUGCUUCUGGACGGCUGCCUUGCUCAUUCGUCACCCACGCUCUGCUGGGGUCAUACACGUUGCAGGCCGAACUGGGCGACCAUGAACCCGACCAACCUCGCCCUUUGGACUUCAUCAGUCAGCUGACGUUUGCGCCCAAUCAGAACAAAGAGAUGGAGGAGAAGAUUCUUGAACUCCACAAAUCCCACAGGGGAAUGACACCAGCACAGGCGGACCUCCAGUUUCUAGAAAAUGCCAAGAAGCUGUCCAUGUACGGAGUGGACCUGCACCACGCCAAGGAUUCAGAAGGAGUGGACAUCAUGCUGGGUGUGUGCGCCAACGGACUCUUGGUGUACAAAGACAGGCUUCGGAUAAAUCGGUUCGCUUGGCCCAAAAUACUCAAGAUAUCGUACAAGAGGAACAACUUCUACAUCAAGAUCAGACCAGGAGAGACGGAGCAGUUUGAGAGCACCGUGGGAUUCAAGCUCCAGAAUCACCGAUCUGCUAAAAGGCUGUGGAAGGUCUGCGUAGAAAACCACAGCUUCUUCAGGCUAAACGCGCCGGAGCCUCCUACCAAGGCCCGCUUUCUGACGCUGGGAUCCAAGUUCCGCUACAGCGGGCGAACGCAGGCCCAGACCCGGCUGGCCAGUUCUCUCAUAGACCGACCCGCACCCAGCUUCGAACGCACCUCCUCGAAACGCAUCAGCCGCAGCCUGGACGGAGCACCGGUGAUCAGCAUAACUGAGGCUGGAAGUGAGACGGCGGAGAACGGACGGGAUCAUCGUCUAGAGCUUCACUCUGACUCCAAGUCAAUCUUUAUGUUCCCUCUUUCGUUUUCCUCAUCAUCCUCACUCUCCUCCAUCCCCCCUUCGCUCGACUCCAUCUCCGAGCUCGACCGCGCCCUUUCCGACAUCUCCGAGGACGACGACCGAGCCGAGGACGCGGAAGCCGCACGCUCGUUGUGGAGCCUCCCCUCAAACACCCUUUCGCUUUUCACCGAUCAGCAGCUGGCUGAUCUUGGACACCUCAUUCAGACCUCUCCAUCCUCCCAGCCGGUCUCUGCCUCCCAGACAUGCAGCUCGGAGCUUGUGAAAUACGAGGAGGGCGUCACCAGAGCAACAGCUGGUUGGGCGAAUUUGCGACAGUGGUUCUCUCUGAAGGGUGUGGUUAAAUUAGCUUCUUUCAUCUUGUGUUUCCUCUCGGUUUUAAGCAAGAAUGAAAGCAGGUGUCUGCCCAGGAAGAUAUUUACAGGGCUAGGAGAGAAGCUGAACAUUUAUUUUAACAUUUUUGGCACUAAAUAUUCACCUUUCAACCUACCUGCAUUUAGAUUACGUCAAAUUGUGAGCUGUUUAGCAUUUCUGUGGGCUCGUUUUCUGGCAUUUUUGACACAUCUCCCACUAAAACUCAAGAAGUUCGUCGGUACUCUGCCUUUAUACGCAAAGCAGCGACAGUUUCCCAAAGUAUCCUCCAUCCCCAACCCUCAGAUUGUCUCCUUCUCUUUGCUUUCCUCCUUUUCUUCCCGUUCCCCUCUUCCUCUUACCACCUUCCGCUCUUCUAGCUUCACUGCAUCUGUCCAUCGCUACCUCCUAAACCCCUCCCCUCUCUUCCUCCCAUGCCUCUUAGCACUCUUCCUGCUCGUCGUGAUGGUGACAGCGAGCCAGUCGGUCGUUUUAGCCCUGAUUUUAGCCACACCCCUCGGCCUGACCCUGUCCUACUUGGAGACGGCCGUCUCCAGUCGAAGAAAGACUCUUUUGCCCGUGUUUGUCAGCCACGAGGCAAGCGAGCGUAAUUCAAGCUCCGGUGCAGACCAGGACGCCUCCGCCCUCACACCGACACACACGCACCCUCACGCCAGGCACCACGGAGGCAUAGGCUGGACCCAGGAGAUGUGUGAUCCUGCGGCGUAAAUUCGCACAUUCAGAUUUCUCAUCCUGCCCCACUUUCCAUUUUAAUUCUUUUUUUGUUUUCAGCCUUUAUGAGAAUGUAAACAUCACAUAAACCUAAAUGUUUCCUCCUUUUGUUUUUCCCUGCUAACAGCACCUCCUGAUAAAUCAUCCUCCUCUUAGCUUCCCUGCACCUCACUCUAAUCUUUCCAAAGUAAAGAAUGAAGUUUGUGACAUUAUUUAAGGAAGUAAAACUAUUUUUAAAAAAAAGUAUCUAAAUGAAGAAUAAUUAUAUAGUAAGUAGAUAUAUGUAAGGCUUUUAGAUGCUGUUUUUGACUAAAGUAAACAGAUACGUGUUGAACACACUGUACAGUAACUUAACAAAAUAGAUAAAGUGUAGUAUUUAAAAAUCUGCAUUAUUUUACAAUGUUCUCACUGAGCAUUUAUUAGCUCUUGGAUAUUAAACAAAUGGGCACCCAUUUGUUUUCACAUAGGCAUGGGCCGGCGCGAGAAUACCGCUGCAUGAAAAAAGCAAAAACUAUUAUGUUACUUUAUAUCGUGCGCUCAUAUAAACCAUUAAAAUCUCCCAGAUGUGCACAAUCUGUGCACAUCAAAGCGACACGUGUAUCUCAAAGACACAACAUUUCCUGAUUUUUUUCCCCACAACAACUAACAGGCAGUGCAGACAAAGAAAACAUCUGGCAUCACGCUGAAAGGAGAAGAAAUGAUUUAGUGACAGAUUUAGCUGUUCCGAAGCCGUGAUUUACCCUGAUUCCCGCUAACCGGACCAUGCAUAUGUGUAACACAUUUGGCGCCCCCCCCCCCUAUAGAAACUUUAGAACUCAAAACGUAUUAAGUUUUUUAUGAAGGCCCUCUACUUCAUCUGGAG
Molecule: messenger RNA, 3848 nt
Organism: Poecilia latipinna (sailfin molly)
Lineage: Eukaryota; Metazoa; Chordata; Actinopteri; Cyprinodontiformes; Poeciliidae
Product: protein 4.1-like
Exons: 15
Coding region: 176-2983 (935 amino acids)
Biological process (GO): actomyosin structure organization; cortical actin cytoskeleton organization
Cellular component (GO): plasma membrane; cytoskeleton
Molecular function (GO): structural molecule activity; actin binding
Source: RefSeq, a predicted model, not a curated record